Messenger RNA from Lingula anatina, 1308 nucleotides. RefSeq lists its product as uncharacterized. Gene Ontology annotation, molecular function: peptidase inhibitor activity; copper ion binding. Gene Ontology annotation, biological process: superoxide metabolic process. Gene Ontology annotation, cellular component: extracellular region. The record is from RefSeq and is a predicted model, not a curated record. Lineage: Eukaryota; Metazoa; Brachiopoda; Lingulata; Lingulida; Lingulidae.
AGUAUUAUCUGGAGAUACUAUACAACAUGGCUUCCUAUGUAUGAAUUUUAUGAAACAAUGGCUUCCUCCGAUUGAGUUAAUACAUCAUGACAGGGACGGAUUCAGAGAUAUUUUCUGACAGUCUGACAUUUACGUAAGUUUUAAAAGUAAUAAUUACACUUUCUUCUAUACUGUGGUUCCUGACAGUAUGCAGGCCUUACUGGUGUAGCAGAGUCAACCGCUGAUACUAAUACCAGGAGCAUGUAGAUUUCUUCUUGACAAUUCAUAGCUUUGAGUUCAAGUCACGCGUGUUCUUAACUCUGAGUUCAAGUCACGCGUGUGCGUUGCCCCGAGUUCAAGUCACGUGCUUCAGCACUGUUGGCACUAUCAGAAUCUGGCAUCGGUUUAAUGCGUCUGGACAGAAUUGAUGUGAAAUGGAGAAUCUCAUAUGGAUCUGCCUUGUUCUUACCGUUACAUCACUGGAGCUGAAAGUUCAAGCCCAGGUUUUUCCGUUGGCUGACAAGCCAGGGGAAUGCUCCACGGCUCCGUUCUAUAGAGUGAGGUCCAGGCUCUGUAACCAGGAUCACCUGUGCCCCGGAGACUGGAAAUGUUGCCCACACGCUUACCACGGGUACAUCUGCCGCCCGCCUAAGUUUGAAAGUGUCCCAAAGACCGAGUCCCGCAUAGAGAGUCUGGCAAUGCAAGGCGUAUUUGCUCACUGCGCCCUCAAACCUAACAUGGGAACCCCCGAGCCAGACAGGGUGAACGUUCACGGCAAUAUUGACAUGAUUCAGAGGCAAGGGGUUCUGGAGGUCCGUGUCAAUAUCAGCGGUUUGCCGCUAGAUGGCAGUCAGGAGCAUGGCUUGCACGUGCAUGCUUUUGGUGACCUUAGUGGAGGAUGUGGGUCAACUAAAGGUCACUAUAAUCCUACAGGUGUCACCCAUGGUGCACCAACAGACGUCGUGCGACACAUCGGUGACUGGGGAAACGUUCCUCAGGAUAAAAAUGGACAAAUUGUGACAUCCUUUUUUGAUGGCAUCGCCUCUCUUGUCGGCAAAAACAAUAUUGUGGGAAGAGCUAUUGUGCUUCAUACCGGUAAAGAUGACCUGGGCCGAGGAGGAAACGCAGCCAGUUUGGCUAAUGGUAACGCAGGACCACGGCUUGGAUGCUGCGUCAUUGGUAUCACAAACGGCCAACGCGUUGCCGUUCCUGCAGCCUAAUGAACUUUAAAAAUGGGUUGGGUUUGGAAGAAAGAAUAUAUGAACAUUCUUAAAAGGUCUCGUUUUGAAUAAAGCUCUUUUUGAGAGAAUAAAAGUUGCAUUAUGUCUU